CGAGCCCGGAGCGUGGCAGGCCGACGGCGUACGCGUUGUCGGCGAGGCCGGCGCCGGCGAGGCCCAUGAGGAAAGUGCAGAUCAUCUACUACCUCUGCCGGAACGGGCAGCUGGAGCACCCGCACUUCAUGGAGCUCGCGCAGCACCCGCACCAGCCACUCCGCCUCAAAGAUGUCAUGGACAGGCUCACGCUGCUGAGGGGCAAGGGCAUGCCGGCGCUCUUCUCAUGGUCCUGCAAGAGGAACUACAAGAACGGGUACGUGUGGAACGACCUGUCGGAAAACGACGUGAUCUACCCGUCCGACGGCGUGGAGUACGUGCUCAAGGGCUCCGAGAUCUUCCCGGGCUGCUCCUCUGAUCGCUUCCAGCACCUCCGCGUGACCGAUAGGUCGCCGACGAAGCCGGCGCUGGCGCUGCCCCACAUGAGCCACAAGCAGUACGCGGACAGCUACAGAGACGACGCCGUAGAGGACCGGGAGGACGACGAGCUGGGGUAUUCGUACCACCACCGCCGGACGGCGUCGUCAGGCCGGCUCGUCGCCGCGCGCGCCGACAAGCCCGCCGUCUCGGCGCGCGCCACCAACCGGGCCCGCCCCGUGGAGCUCCCCGUCGAGGAGACCUCGCCGCCGUCCUCGACCUCCUCGGACAAGCCGCCCGCGCCGGCGACGACGCAUCAGCAGCAGCAGACGGGGCGGCGGGCCUCGGACCUGCUGCAGGAGCCCGUGGAGCCGAGCCGUCCGGCAUCCAUGCUACUGCAGCUCAUCGCGUGCGGGUCGACGGCGCCGGUGGCCGCGGGAGGCGGUGGUGGCUCGGGCAGGUGCCGCGCCGAGCCGCGUCGGAGCUGUGGCCUGGUGAGCCGUCUCUCGGCCCGCGGCGGCGCGGACGAGGACGAGGACGAAGAGGAGGAAGCGGCGGGGGGCGAACUGGGCCGCCGGUUCGGCCACCUCGCCGUGGAGAACAAGGAGUACUUCAGCGGCAGCAUCGUGGAGGGCGCCGGCGGCAGGGGCACCCCGCUGCCGGCGUCGUCGCUCAAGCGCUCCAACUCGUACAAUGAGGAGAGGAGUUGUAGGCCCGGCGCUGGUGCCAUCGGCGAGGAGACGACGAUGAUGGAUGAGCAGAUGGAAGGCGACGGAGGGAUCAGGGGAAGAUGCAUCCCGGGGAGGAAGAAGCCAACGCCACCGCAGAAAUAGGCCACCUCCCAUUUCUCCAUCAGAUUUGCAGGAAACUAAACGCAUCUGGCUCAACCUCUUUGUAGUCCUGAUUUGAACACUAGCGUAGCGUGUUUAGCAUAGCUAUUUGUCGUUGAGGGCAGGGCAUGCACGGGAGCUUGUUAACUAGGGGAUGAGUACUCAGUUGUGUGAGUGUUGAUAUCACCAUGGUGGGUCGUCGGCUAUCAGCGAUGGCGAAGAAUCCUACUGUACUGGUCUUCUUUUUAGGAGCACGGGACGUUGUAGGCCGGGCCCGAUCGGCGAUGGCCCAUGUAGGAGUAGGAGUAGGACUGGAUGCGAUGCAUCGGUCCUGACAAUUCAUUGCUGGAUCAUGUCGUGCCCUGUGCUUUUCUGACAGCUGACGCACCGGCCAGCGGCCAUGGCCUCCUGCUCACUGCAAGGAGCCAGCGUAGGCAGGGCUAUCUUCGGCUCUUGGUGACAUUAUAAUGGUCUGCGCGCGGAACCAUUGAAAUUUGCAAAGAUUGCUAGCCGGUGCAGGUAUCUGGAAGUGCGACCGAAUGUACUGUACUUACGAAUCUAUGGGCCGAAAAGAGGUCGGGCUUCACAGUUGGUGUCGAGCCCAAAACCUUUAC
Molecule: messenger RNA, 1801 nt
Organism: Sorghum bicolor (sorghum)
Lineage: Eukaryota; Viridiplantae; Streptophyta; Magnoliopsida; Poales; Poaceae
Product: protein UPSTREAM OF FLC
Exons: 5
Coding region: 66-1190 (374 amino acids)
Source: RefSeq, a predicted model, not a curated record